GGUGGGGCUUCCCAGAGGACCCUGGGCCUGCAGCCCAUCCCCUAGGCCGCCCCUCUCCCAGCCCUGGCCCUUCAGACUCCAUGGGCUCCCAUUACCUUGGGAGAAAAGCAGGGUGCAGGACCUGCGAGACUGGGCCCAGCCUCCAGCGCCUCCCUUGUCCCUGGGAGCCUGUGCUUUGAGGCCAGGUGGCAGGUGUGUAUCAAAGGGCAGCCUGCUGCAGAUCGCCAGGUUCUUGUUCAAAUCGCUUUGAAUCAGAAGGCCUGGGUGGGGCCGGGCUUCUGUGUUUGUAACAAGCCUUUGAGUGAGGCUGAUGGGUGCAUCGCCCCUGGUCGACUUACCUGGGCUGUGUGCCCACGCUGCCACUUUCCAACCCAUGCUGAACCUCAUCCAGCCUGUCUGCCCAUCUGUAACCAUCACCAGCUGGGAGGAUGACUUGCCAUUCAUUCAUUCAUUCAACAAACGCUCCCUUGGCACCAUCUACGUGCUGCAUACACCUGUACUUCGGGGGGACCCCUGCUGAAUAUAUUAAGGCCCGCUCUCAAGGUGGCUGUGUGUGUGUGUGUGUGUGCGCGCGCACAUCAACAAGUAAGAGCUUCCAAGAGAUAAAACAGGGCUAUGUGAGAGAGGGACUGAUGGACAAAUAACCAAGUUAGGCACGGCCGGUGCUGAGCCUUGCGGGGGUUGGGGGGCUGGGGGAGCCCUAUGCCUGCUGCCCUAUCUGGGCUGGGAGUGGUGCUAGGGCAGAGGGGAUGAUGUCUGAGCUCAGACUCGGACGGUGAGCAAGAGGUGGCUGGAAGGGAAGAGCAAAGGGCAGUAAGAGGUCACAGUGGAGAGAGCUCUGGAACGGUGCUAGGUGGGGCCGGGCUGGCGAGGGCAGUGGGGGUCAGGUUACCGAGGCCUGCCCGGCUGCCUGGGAGAGAAUGGACUUUCUCCUGGAGCAGUGAGGAGUCUGGGUGCAGAGGGUCAGCAGGCAGUGGCAUCGUCGUGUUCGUGUGUGGGGAAGGGGCUGCAGCUGAAUGGACAGGGGAGGCUGCAUGGGGACGAGGGCAGCCCUCAGAGUGCGCAAGCUGGAUGCUAGGGUGCGGAGAAAAAUGCGGGCCCAGAAGGUCUGUGCGGGACAAGUCCAGCGCGCUGGACCUUGUAUGAGUCCAGGAGCACAGGAAGGGAGCUGGAGAAGGGGUCAGCGGUCCAUAAGAGGCCUCCCCGGAAGGUAGUCUCCAAAUAGCUGGCCUUGGACGGCCCAGCAGAGGGCCUCCUGCCCUUCAGCUUCAAGGCCUUUCCGUGUGCUCCUUGGGUGGUGUAAUGAGCGACCAAGUCCAGCGUGGAGACCCCACCACCGGCUCCGCCCUCCCUGCACUCUCCCUGCCUCAGCAGCAGCGCCCAGCGACCAAAGCGGACACUGGCCAGAGCCCGGAGCGGUGGCCUGGGCCGAAGCCUAGCUCCAGUGUUGCUGGUGAUGCCCGCCGGCCAGGCGCGGCCUGUCCCUGCAGCCGAAACCCCGCCGAGCCAUUACACCACCCGGGACAGGCAAAAGGCCCCUCGGCGCCGCCGGGGAGCUGGUCCAGAGGGAGACGCGCCUCCCUCCCCUCUCUUGUCUUCCCCGCCUUAGCUGACGGCCGCUAGCUCGUGCUGCUACCCGCCGGAGGGCUGGAGGUACUCCCGCGAGCACGACGGCAUCCUCGGGCCCUUCGGCGAGCUCAUGACCGAGGCCGACAUCCUGCGCAUCGAGCAGCAAAUCGACAACCUGCAAGUGUUGCACAAGGCGCAGAAGCUCCAGGCGCGCCUGGAGCAGCUGGAGCUGGAGCUGGAGCAGCUGCUGCCCAUCUCGGCCGCGCUGUCCGCGCCGCGCUUCACCGUCGACCCGCGCCGCAUGCACGGCCGCGCCGCCAGCCUGCCCGCCUGGUGCAGCAAGAUCUCCACGCUGCUCAAGAGCAUGGCCACGCUGCUGGCCGCUCUGGGCGGGCGGCCCGCGCACCUGGCCGAGCUGCUGACCGCCGACACAGGCCAGCCGCUGGCGCCGCUGCCCGACGCGCCCUGGAGGCCCGGGCCGCUCUGUCUGGGCCGCUCACACGCGCUCAGCUGGUGCCGGGAGGCCGUGGCGCGCGAGAUCCUCGAGUGCGGAGUCUCGGUGCGGCGCCUCCGCGCCACGUACGAGCUGCGCGCCCAGGGCGCGGCGCCCGCGCACAGCCCGCGCCGAAAGCUCUCUCAGCCGGGCUGCGAGCCCAUCCUCGAGGAGGACUACCUGGGUGCUGGCUCCGGCGAGCCGAGCGCCGCGGUCGCCAACGGCGGCGUUCAGGCCGCCGGGGAGCCCGGGCGCGCUCCGGCCCCGUCGUCCGUGGCGCCCGCCCUCCAGGAGGCGCUGCCGGAGCCGGAGCAGCUGGUGCGCAGGCCGCCUCUCUCCUCCCAGCUGAGCGGCGUCCAGGAGUACAUCGACAUGCGCAAGGAGCGCAUCGUCUACCUGUUUCUGGAGCACUGGCGCAAGUGGACCGUCCGCGGCCCCGGGCGCCAUGCGCAAGCGCGCCUGCGGAGACUUCUGCCCCGCGUGGUGGCCGCCGGCUCCGGCCCGGGCCCCGAGGACGCGGCCGGCUCCCCGCCGCCGCCCGGUGAGCACCGAGGCCCGGACGAGCGGCUGCUGCACCUGCUGACGCAGCGGCAGGCGGUGGGCAAGCUCCUGGGCCAUUGGCGGAGUUUGCUGCGGCGGGUGCCGGCGCGGCAGCCGUGCGGCCCGGGCCUGGGGCAAGUCGUGUACUGGCCGGAGCACUUCCUGCCGCCCCUGGAGGACGGCGCGCCCCGGAGCUACGACAGCCUGACGCUGGACCUCUUCAUGCUCGGAUACUUCCAGUUGCUCGAGAUGAGCCUGAGCCGCGAGGAGCGCAAGUUCCGCCACCUCCUCUGCUACGAGAUGUUCGACCGGCUGGGCAGCCACCCGUGGGAGCGCAUCCGCCAGUUCCACCGGGCCGUGCUGGAGGAGGUGGAGGCCGGCCGGCGCGGCUGGAGCGAGGGCUUCGCGGACCUCAGGCGCCAGUUCUUUGGAGACAGCCCGGAUGCUGAGCCGGCCCGCGAAGACCAGGCCGAGGAGGAGCAGGAGGAGGAGGAGGGAGAGGAGGGAGAGAAGGAGGGGAAGGAGCCAGCCGCAGAGGCAGCCCCCGCUCAGACCGAGGAGCAGCACGAGGCCCCGGCCCCCGCGCCGCAGCCGCCCCCAGCCGCGCCUCCCCCUGUCUCGGGCCCUUCUGGUUCCGAAGCGCCCGCGGAGGACCCGUUGGAGCUGGUGUCCGAGAUGGGCGAGUUCAGCGACGAGGACAUCUGCCGCUACAUCGACCGCAGCUUCUCCUUCUGGAAGGAGAGGGAAGCAGAGCUAUUUGAUAUCUGAGCAGCUGAAUUUGGAAUUUGCCUCCCAAGCAUCUUCGCGUGGGCCGGGACGCCUGUGUGAUGCGCUCCAGAGGGCUGAAGCCAGGACGGGGGGCCUUGGAAAGCCGCGCGACAGGACCAGGAGCUCCCUGCUGCAGAAUAUAGGGCAUUGGCCAGGAUAGGCGGGGUGUGGCUCGGGGCAAUGCAGGUGUCCACCUGUGGCCCAGUGGCCGUGCUGGGCUCUGCGUGGAGCCCCUCUGCAGGACCGUGGGUCCUCCCUGGGACCUCGCUUGCACUCUGGUUUCUCACUGGGGCCUACAGCUACAUCCUUAGCCACGUGUGCAGUGUUGCGUGUGAUGUGUGACUUGUACAGAGCCGUUCUCCUCUGUAACUUCCAAACAAUAAACUCUUUGUUGUACGCUGCCUGUGUCAAACACCCCCACCCCGGCCGGUCAUUGCUGCCCACACUGGGGGCGCUGAGGUCACUACAGAGGGAAAGGAGCAGGAGUGAGCCUUCGCUCUCUGUGUGUGUGUGUGUGUGUGUGCAGGCAGGUCUGCGUCUGCCCACAGCGUCUGGAUCCCAGGCCGGGGCCCAUCUGUCCACCUGUCGCUGUGGGGAAUCAGGCCCAGGACUUCAUUCUAGUUGGUGUUCUCUCUAGCCCCAGCUCCAGGAGCUGAGGCCACUGGGAGGCAGGUCCCCCAGCAACUUCCUGUUUGUCCCAGAGAAGGGCAUCCAAAGGGCCUGUUCCUGUGACCCCGUGUGCGCUCCACCGCGGCUCCUACAGCUCCCCCAGGGUGGGGGUGCACCCAUCUGGCCCCUUGCCCCCAGCCGUGCAGGUCCUGAAGCUUUGUGGGUGUG
Oryctolagus cuniculus (rabbit) is the source of this 4207-nucleotide messenger RNA. RefSeq names its product espin-like protein. Gene Ontology annotation, biological process: actin filament bundle assembly. Gene Ontology annotation, cellular component: cytoplasm. The record is from RefSeq and is a predicted model, not a curated record. NCBI's taxonomy places the organism in Eukaryota, Metazoa, Chordata, Mammalia, Lagomorpha, Leporidae. Gene Ontology annotation, molecular function: actin filament binding.